Molecule: messenger RNA, 7468 nt
Organism: Hippocampus zosterae (dwarf seahorse)
Lineage: Eukaryota; Metazoa; Chordata; Actinopteri; Syngnathiformes; Syngnathidae
Gene: plxnb3
Product: plexin B3
Exons: 39
Coding region: 313-5991 (1892 amino acids)
Biological process (GO): regulation of GTPase activity; negative regulation of cell adhesion; positive regulation of axonogenesis
Cellular component (GO): semaphorin receptor complex
Molecular function (GO): protein binding; semaphorin receptor activity
Source: RefSeq, a predicted model, not a curated record
AGACCUCGGCCACACCCUCUGUAAAACACGCCCCUCGAGUGGACUAUAAUACCCCUCCCCCUCUACUUACACCUUUUUUUUCUCUGUCAGUCUCAGUGUCUCUCAUCCUCUCUCUUACAGAACAAUGAGUCGUCGACAAUAGUGGGAUUACAGCCCCCAUACCCCCAAUGCCCACAGCCACCAGUGCCCCGCCCCCCUCACUCUCCUCAUCAGUCUGUGGCGGUUCGCUGUGCCUUACUCUGUUUCAUCUACUUCUUUGAAGGAAUGAAAUAACGAGCGAAUGUCUGCUGAUUCAAGUAAGGAGGAGGAGUCAUGCUGGUCUCCAUGACCCCCCCGUCACUCCUCCUCCUUCUCUUCAUCCUCAUCCCUCUAGUACCCCUCCUGGCCCAGGACUCGUCUGUGCAGUGGGUGACCCUUCGAGGAGCCCCCCUCUCUCACCUGGUGCUGGAUGCGGAGACAGGGCUUCUGUAUGUGGGUGGAAUGGACCACCUGCACCAGCUGAGCUCGGACCUGGAGUUGAUGUCCCAUGUGAAGACCGGACCUCAUUUGGAUUCCCCCAACUGCCUGCCCCCCAUUGCCCUCAAAGACUGUCCCUCAGCCCGGCCGACCCACAACCACAACAAGCUGCUGCUGCUGGACCGGGGUCAAGCAAUGGAGCAGGGUAGCAUGAUUGCUUGUGGAUCAUUGUACCAGGGCAUCUGUGAAAAGAGGAGUCUGACCAACAUGUCGCAGCUGUUGUACCAGUCCACUAACCCGGUGGACACGCAGUUCGUUGCUGCCAAUGACCCCCAUGUUUCCACAGUGGGCAUCGUGCUCACCACUAGGGACAGAGCUGGUGGAGAGAUGCUGCGCUUCAUGCUCGUGGGGCGUGGUUUCACUGGAAUGGGUUUGGGCGACAUCCCACCCAUCACAGCCCGCCGCCUCUACCCAGCAAUCCUUCCUCAGCGAGCCUUUGCUCAAGAGGACGAGCUGGGCAAGCUGAUCAUUGGGAGCUACUCUGAGUACGACAUGCAUUUUGUCAAGGUGGUCACUUUCAAAGACCAUGUCUACUUCCUGUUCUUAAGGCGAGACUUUCGCAACAAGAUGGAGUACCACACAUACAUAUCCCGCGUCUGCAUCUCCGACCGCAACUUCUACUCAUAUGUUGAGGUGCCUCUGCUAUGCCACGGUGGCUACAACCUGCCCCGAGGAGCAUGGCUGGGGUUACUCUCAGGGAAGCCCACACUUUUCAUCGUCAUGGUGGCUGGAUGGACAUCAACGUCUUUGGCCACAGAUAACGCUGCGCUGUGCGUAUUUGGGAUGGCGGAGGUGGACGCCAUGAUGGAGCAAGCACGGGAGUCCUGUUACACCAAAGGUGGGCGUGGGGUCAAAGGGCAGGAGGAGGCCUAUGUGGUCUACACACUCUCGUCAAACUGUCUCACUCUUCCUCAGGUAUCCGUCUCGGAGUAUCUCUGCGGAUGGGAACACACACCGAGCCCCAUUGGCAGUAUCAAGCCUCUCCCGGCCAUUCCAACCUUGACCACUACUACCCAGCUUACCGCUGUCGCCACAGCAACAGAGGCAGGCCACACAGUAGCCUUCCUGGGUGACCGUGAGGGACGACUGCACAAGGUGCUGGUUCGGUCCAAUGGUUCGGGCGAAGUGUUCGGGAGUGUGCUGGUGGACAGUGGCAGUGCAAUCAAAGCUGACCUCCUAUUAGAUACCAACCAGCAGAACCUUUUUGUUCUGACCAAUAGCAGGGUGUCCAAAGUUGCCAUGUCAUCAUGUGAAUGGAAUGCUGACUGCCACUCUUGUCUGGCCACCAGGGACCUUUACUGCGGCUGGUGUGUCCUGGAGGGAAGAUGCUCCCGCAAGGACGAGUGUCAGCGCCACGUUCAUGCCAAUCACUGGAUCUGGAGCUUUAACUCAUCCAAUCAGUGUGUGUUGGUGCAGAGCGUGCAGCCAGCCAAUCAGAGCAAAGAUGAGCAGACUCAGGUAAUGCUGACACUGCCCCAGCUGCCAGCCCUGAAAGAGACUGAGUCACUUUCUUGCAUCUUUCAUCAUCUUCCUCCUCAGCCGGCCUUAAUCACUGGAACCAGCAUCAACUGUCAAUCACCUGAGCCGACGCUCCUCCCACCACUGCCCACAGGAAGUGAUCACGUGAUUGUGUCUCUGUCGCUGACAUUUGGUCAUGUGACCAUCAGCACGACCAACAUAACCUUCUAUGACUGUGGAGCUGUCAGCCGACUCAACCAGACUUCCCAGUGUCUGGCAUGUGUCUUCAGUGUGUGGAAAUGUAAUUGGUGUCCUCUGGACCAGCAAUGCACGCACCACGACCAAUGUCCGAAUGAGCACACUACCCUCAGCCACAAAGAGUCUACUCAUCCAAGUCAGUGUCCUAAAGUGUUUGGCAUUCAGAGUUCUGCCUUGGUUCCGGUGGGCCUGACAAGGAGUGUGGUUCUGAAGGCCCACAACUUGUACAUCUUCCAGGACGAUGCGACUUAUGUGUGUGUGGUCACGGUUGAGGACGUCCAAAUCAACCUGACUGUUAUUGUCCAGAAGGCUAACGAUGAUAUAUAUUCUUUCACGUGCAGCCCCCACCAGUUUCAGUAUGCUGUGAGUCGACUUGUGUAUUCCGCACCAAUCUUUCUGAGGAGAGGAGCAAUGCGCAUCGAUACUUUACCUGGUCUUCAACUCCUCUUGUACAACUGCUCAGCUGGCCAGACAGAUUGCUCACAGUGCCGUGCCAUUCCGAAGGAGUACGGCUGCGUGUGGUGCAUGGAAAGCCCUGUCCCCAGCUGUGUCUACAACCAAUCCUGUGCUGGCAUUCCCACAGACAGCUGCCCAGCCCCUCAGAUCAUACAGGUGGAUCCCCUGUCUGGCCCUCUGGAGGGUGGGGUCUUAGUGACCAUCAGUGGCUCCAACCUGGGGAUGAGCAACCAGGAUGUGAUUGGAGGAGUUACAGUGGCAGGUGUGCAGUGCCCUCCACAGCCUGACCAAUACAAAAUAUCCACCAGGAUUGUGUGUACACUGCAGGCCAGUGACAGGAAAAGGAGAGGGCCUGUGAUUGUCACCGUGGGAACAAGCCGACCAGGCAGGUCUAAGAGCUACUUCAACUAUCAGGACCCACAGAUCCUGGAUGUGCUUCCUGACAAAGGCCCGCUUUCUGGAGGGACCAGGGUGACAAUAAAAGGACAGCAGCUCCUGACAGGCCUGCCAUCCCAGCUAAAUAUCUUCAUGGGUACAAGGCCCUGCUACAUAAUGGAGCAGGUCAGUGACAUUUUGCUGGUCUGUCAGACUCUCUCCACCAAUCAAACGGGUAUAGUUCCUAUCCGGGUGUUCUUCAGCAAGGCUGAGCGUUCUGUUCCCAACGUGACAUUCCGUUACGUGGAUGACCCGGUCAUCACUGAAGCCAUGCCCGCAGAGAGCUUCUAUGCAGGGGGGCGUGUCAUUCUGGUGACUGGCAGAAACUUAGAUGUGGUGCAACAACCAAUCAUGUCUGUAUGGGUGGAGCCUGUGGACGUCGGGAGGGUGAGACGCAGAAGACGAUUGGCUCUUAUCAGCACCAAGCACCAGUUGGUCUUCAAUGGCACCAUGGCAACGGUAUCUGAGCACUGCUCUGUCCUUUCUUCCUCUCAAAUGGCCUGCCUUACCCCUUCGGUCUCCCCAGAGGUCAAAGUGAAGGGCGUCUGGUUUCAAAUGGACAAUGUCCAUGUCCAUUACAAAAGCAUCAAGGGCAAGAGCUUUAUCUACUAUCCCAAUCCACGCCUCUUUCCACUCAACCGCGAAGCUCUGGAUGCUCCAUACCACUUCAAGGCUGGCGGUGUGAUUGCGGUGGAGGGUGAGGGCCUAACGCGAGCGAUGUCCAGACAGGAAGUGUCGGCUCGUCUUGGAGACGAGGUGUGUGAGGUGAAGACGCUGGACAGCACUCACCUGUAUUGUGAGCCACCUGAGGUCCAACCAAUGAGUGUGUAUGACAGCAGCCAUCUACCCCGCCUAAAGGUGGUGAUGGGUAACCUGCAGGUGGACUUGGGAAUGGUGCAGUAUGACAACGACUCUCAACUGCCUCCUAUCCCUUUGGCUGCUCAGAUUGGUUUGGGGGCUGGAGCCGCUGUCAUCAUUCUAUCAGUGUUCAUCAUCAUCCUCAUGUAUAGGAGAAAGAGCAAACAGGCCCUAAGAGACUACAAAAAGGUUUUGUUGCAGUUGGAAACAUUGGAGAUCAAUGUGGGCGAUCAAUGUCGGAAAGAGUUUACAGACCUGAUGACAGAAAUGACGGACUUGAGCAGCGAUGUGGGAGGACCAGGUCUCCCCUUGCUAGACUAUCACACAUACGCAGAGAGAGUUUUCUUCCCUGGCCACCAGGUGGCGCCGCUGAGCCACCUACUAGACCUACCAGAGUCCAGAAGACACACAGUGGAGCAGGGCCUCCAGCAGCUCAACAACCUGCUCAGCAAUAGACUCUUCCUCACGAGGUUCAUUCACACCCUGGAGGCACAGCAGGGCUUCUCCCAGCGGGAUCGUGGCUAUGUGGCCAGUCUCCUGACCAUGGUGCUGCAUGACAAACUGGAGUAUUUCACUGAGGUCAUGAAGUGUCUACUGCAGGAUUUGGUUCAGCAGUACGUUGCUAAGAAUGCUAAACUCAUGCUGCGAAGGACAGAGACGGUUGUGGAGAAGAUGUUGACCAAUUGGAUGUCUAUAUGUCUCUACUCCUUUCUAAAGGAGGUGGCAGGCGAACCGCUUUACAUGCUCUACAGAGCCAUAAAGUAUCAGGUGGACAAAGGUCCAGUGGAUGCUGUGACGGGAAAAGCCAAGCGUACGCUCAACGACAGCCACCUGCUACGAGAGGACAUAGAUUACUGCGCUAUGACACUUCUGCUGAAGAAUGCAAAUGAUGACAACUGCCCUUGUCCUGUAAAAGUGCUGGACACUGACACCAUCACACAGGUGAAGGACAAGAUCCUGGACCAGGUCUACAGAGGAGUCCCAUUCUCUCAGAGACCAAUAGCAGACAGCCUCGAUUUGGAGUGGCGUUCAGGUCAGGCGGGACACCUGACUCUGUCAGAUGAUGAUGUCACAGCUGUAAUUCAAGAUUGCUGGAAACGACUCAACACGCUGCAACAUUACAAGGUUCCAGAUGGAGCCACAGUCGCUCUUGUCCCGCGUUCAAAGACUUCUUGUGACACUCAAGUGAAUCAGGUGUUCCAGACUGGAGAGAAAACAACAAUGUUGGAGAGUGAAGAAGAGGAGGGACUUAGAUUGUGGCAUCUUGUGAAAAGCAGUGAAGACCUGGAGAUUCCCAAACACAGAAAGAGCAGCAUGAAGGAAAGAGAACGAGCCAAGGCCAUACCUGAGAUUUACCUGACCAGACUCCUCUCUAUGAAGGGAACUCUGCAGAAGUUUGUGGAUGACAUCUUUGUAGCCAUUCUGAGCACAAAGCGUCCUCCUCCUAUUGCUGUCAGGUUUUUUUUUGACUUCCUGGAUGACAUGGCAGAGAAACACGGCAUUGAUGACCCAGAGACUGUCCACAUAUGGAAGACCAACAGUCUCCCUCUCAGGUUCUGGGUGAAUAUCUUGAAGAACCCUCAGUUUGUGUUGGAUGUCCAGGUGACGGACAGUAUUGAUGCUGUGCUAUCUGUCAUUGCUCAGACCUUUAUUGAUGCCUGCACCACAUCAGAGCACAAAGUGGGGCGGGAUUCUCCAGUCAACAAGUUGCUCUACGCCCGGGAAAUCCCCCGAUAUAAACAGCUGGUGGAGAGGUAUUACAGUGACAUCCACAGUGCCGCUUCCGGCUGUUACCAGGAGAUGAACUCUACUCUGACUGAACUGUCUGGGAGCUUAGCCUCUGAGAUGAACAGUCUUGUUGUACUUCAUGAACUCUAUAAGUAUGUCAACAAAUAUUAUGACCAGGUCAUCAUGUCUCUGGAGGAGGAUAUCUGUGGUCAGAAGAUGCAGUUGGCAUAUCGACUGCAGCAGGUUGCCGCGUUGGUGGAGAACAAGGUCACUGAUCUCUGAUGGCCCAUUAUGACCUCUGAUGGACCCUAUCCACAGCCCCACCUGGCUGCAGUCAAGAGACAAGAAGAGACUUUCUGGAGUUAGUGAGUGAUUCAGGAGACACUGUGUUGUGAAUAAUGAAUGGAGUGUCUGAGAGGCUUGAGAGCGAACACUCCAGCCUGUAUCAUUCAGUCAACACAAUUCAAUCAUUCAGUCAACACAAUUGACACAUGGAUCGCACAUUCAGGUGUCUUGACACAAAAUGACUCCAGGCCAAGUCCAGCUGUGCUGUAGUCACCAUUAAAAAAGAACAUCUGUAUGACUGAUUUGACACCAAUGUGCAUGUGACGACCUCCCACUGCGGCACCAGACUGCCACAAAACAUAGAUCCCAUUGAACUCGGACCUGCUUUGUGUUAUUUGCUUAUUAACUUAAUUGUGUGUAUGUACUCCAAACAUAUUUAAGCCCGAUUUAUCCCAGCCCUGCCUUCACUCUUGCAGCUAGAUGAUGCUGUGACUGCAGCAAUGUUUUUAAAAAAAGCACUGGGAAAACACAAAAGGCUAAGAAUGAGCUUACAGAGUUUUACUCGUUGUUCUGACAUCCCAUGCUUACAGUAUGAGUGUUAUUGUGAUUCAGCAAAUGGCUUUGUAUGCUGGCUCUGUACACUAAAGGUAGAUCUUAAACAAAAAUAUCUCAAACUCAGUCUGUCAGCUUUUAUGUUAACUGUCUUUUACUGAUGCUAUAAUGUAACAGUUUUAGCUGUAUGAUGCUAUAACAUACACUGUUAUGCUUGCUAUUUGAACAAAUUUGCUAAUACACUUGCAUGUUGUAAAUCAUGUAAUCUUUAUCUUAUCUAUCAAGCAGCUGUAGUGACUGAAGUCCAUGUCCGCAAACAGAAAGAAGCAAUAACAUUAAUAAUAAUAGCGAUGAUGAUGAGUUCACAGCUAUUUUUAAUUAGAUCACAUAAUGAUGUGUCAUGUGACCUUAUCAGUGUUUUCAUGCUGGGUUUUAAUGUACAUAACCGGUUCAGAUAAUGGAUGAAUUAUCUUGUCUUUACUAAGCUUUUUUUAUGAAAACAAAACUGUCAGUCAAACUUGAUAACCGUGAUGAUGAUGAAGACUGUUUUUCUGAUAUUUAUGAUGUGUGGCUUCUUUCUUUGUUUGUUUUCAGCUUGUCUUGAAAUUUGAACACUAUUGAGUUUGCAUGUGUGUCAUGAUGCUGAAGAUUUAUGGUGUGUAUUUUAUCAACAAGACAACGAUGAGGAUGAUACGGAUUCAUUUAAUGGGAGGAAAAUGCUGCUCUGUGUAAACUUUUUGAUAAGAAAGACUGCUCUGAUUGGACGAGCUCCCUUUGAUACUGAUACUUUUUAUACAUAGGAUAAAAAAGAUUGCAGAUUGGCCAUUCCUUCACAAUUUUUUUACUAGCGUGCAACGUCAAUACACAGUGUGAUGCUCUUUGUACCAUGACAAAAUCAUUAAAGUCUAAUUUUUAACAUGCA